Fusarium vanettenii 77-13-4 is the source of this 3210-nucleotide messenger RNA. RefSeq lists its product as uncharacterized. Gene Ontology annotation, cellular component: glucosidase II complex. The record is from RefSeq and is a predicted model, not a curated record. The transcript has 10 exons. NCBI's taxonomy places the organism in Eukaryota, Fungi, Ascomycota, Sordariomycetes, Hypocreales, Nectriaceae. The coding region runs from base 1 to 3210 and encodes 1069 amino acids. Gene Ontology annotation, molecular function: alpha-glucosidase activity; carbohydrate binding. Gene Ontology annotation, biological process: N-glycan processing; carbohydrate metabolic process.
AUGGGUGAAUUCGAAGCUACCAAGCUCAGAGACCCCUACAUCUUUGUCAAGGCCGAUGACUUCUUUCAGGGCCUUGACUCCCCUUCUGGCGGAGUAAAGCAGCCUGCCGCUGUAUCCCUUCAGCCAUCAGAUCAAUUGCUGGACGAUGGCAAGCCAAACCCUGCUGUCAGCCAUGGGGCCAUCUUUCGCUUCAACGAUGAUUCCCUGCUCUUGGUCCAAUUCAUGCGACCUCAAGUCUGGAGAAUCCGGUUUGAUCCCAACAAUCGAAAGGGAUCUGAGUUCACAGACUACAACAGUCGCACGAUCAUUCGAGAUACCCUUAGCCUCCUCAUCAGCACUCUCGAUGCCGUUGAGAAUAUUGACUGGGCUGUUGAGAUCAUUGAAGAUCCCAAGUACUACAUCCUCCAGUCUGUUAUGAGCCCCAAGACAGACCAAAGACAGGUGAAGCUUCAACUAUGGGUUCAGCGGGACCCCUUUCAAAUCACCGCUGUCCGGGUCCUCAAGAGCCAGUCUCCGGUCGAGAAGCUGCCAGUUUUGCAGAGUCUUGAUGCCACCACCAGCGACAAGCUGAAGUUGCAGACUUCUCCGGGUGCUGAGGCUGCGGUCAUCUGGAAGACCAAACCACGCGGUCUUCAGUACCAAAACAAUGCAACUGUUCUCUCUGUGGAAAAGUCGGUCACGGCUGAUUUCAUGGGAUUCGGAGAGCAGGGAGGCAAGCAUCUCUUCAAGAAGAAGACAUACAUGAACUACUUCAACUUUGACAACAUGCGCUAUCAGAAUGUGUAUGGCCAAGGACCUCUUGAUGAUCGGGAGCCACUAUACCAUUCAGAGCCUUUCUGGAUCGAAGUUGACUCUCAUCCCGGAUACCAGUCUCAGCUUGCCACUUUCAUCGACAACUACUCUCACAUAUGUGUUGAUGUCGGUGUCAAGGACCAGAACGCGAUCCGAGUGGCUACCAGAUUCAACAGUUUCCACUGCAUCAUGGUGGCAGCUGACAGCAUGCAACAGCUCAUUCAAUCGUACACCUCCAUUGUCGGCACUCCGAGGCUCAAGCCACGAUAUGUGCUGGGGUACCACCAAGGCUGCUACGGUUACGACAACCAGGAGAUGGUCCUCGAAGCUGUUGAAGAAUACCGCAAGUGCGGUUUCCCGCUCGAUGGCAUGCACAUCGAUGUUGACAUGCAGGAUGACUAUCGCACAUUCACUAUCGACAAGAGAGACAAUCACUUCCCUGAUCCCGUCAACAUGUUCAAGAAGCUCCGAGAGAAGGGUGUCAAGUGCUCCACCAACAUCACUCCUUACAUUAACUCGAUUCCUAACCAGGAGUAUAACACUCUCAACGAGGGUCUUCAGAAGGGAUACUUCAUCGCCGACGAUCGAGACAUUGAUCCAUCAGCUCCCCAAGCCUACCAGCAGCGCUACUUGGGAUUCAGUGUCGGAAACCAGACCUUCAAAGCUCCACAGUACGACAAGCCGCCGUACUUCCAGUCAGAUGACUACGACUUCUCUCAGGUCUUCAACAGUGGGAAGCCGUUCCAUGGUGGUGUCUUCUACGGCUGGGGAAAUGGCCACCCAGGCCACUAUCCGAACCUGAACAACAAAGAUGUCCGCAAGUGGUGGGGGAAGCAGUAUCAAUAUCUCUUUGAGUGCGGCCUCGACUUUGUCUGGCAGGACAUGACGUCUCCUUGUAUCGCUGAGGAGUACGGAGAUAUGAAGUCUCUGCCCUUCCGACUGUUGCUGGACUCUGAUGGUUGGUCUGGAGAUCCGGAUCGCGCGAAGCAGAGAAAGGCGAUUGAGAUCUGGUCCCUGUACAGCUACAACUUGCACAAGGCAACCUACCAUGGCCUCGAAAACAUCUCCAAGCUCAGCCCUGAGCUCGCUUGGAGAGAGAACAGACGCAACUUCAUCAUCGGAAGAGGCAGCUUCGUUGGCAGCCACCGCUUUGCCGGUCUCUGGACCGGAGACAAUGCUUCGACCUGGGACUUCCUUGACAUCUCAGUUGCCCAAGUUCUAGCUCUUGGCAUGUCUGGAAUCACAAUCUCUGGCCAGGAUGUUGGCGGGUUUGAGUUUAUUGACGCUGAGCGAGACUACGCCAACCCUGAGCUCCUGAUUCGAUGGUACUGCGCAUACUCUCUUCUACCUUGGUUUAGAAACCACUACACUAAGAAGCGGUACUGGGUCGAUGGGCCCAAGCAAGGCCAAAUGAGAAAGGACGGGAAGCAGUUUCAAGAACCGUAUGCCUACCAGAAGCAUUACGACGAGAACAAGGACAAGUACCAGGGACGAGAGGCCAUGCUCUACCGAGCUGUUCUUCCUGUCUGCCGAUACUACAUCCGUCUCAGAUAUAGUCUCAUGCAGCUGAUGUAUGAUGCCAUGUUUGAGAACGUCGUCAAUGGUUUGCCGAUUGCUCGAGCAAUGGUCAUCACGGAUGAUGUUGACAGAAGUCUCUUCUCGGCAGACUACAUGGUCAGAAACGACUUGCUCGUGGCGCCAGCUCUUUUCCCGGAGAGCAAACGCCAAACCCGCAAGCUCUAUCUGCCAUAUCCUGACAAGUGGUAUCCCAUGAAUCUGCGUCCAGAUGACCCCAUCGGCGUUGCUCUGCCCGCUGCGGCGGAUGGCGGAAGUCGAAUCGAGUACAGUUGCCUCAUCAGUGAUCAGGACUCUCAGUUGCCGUACAUCACGCCCAUGUAUAUUCGUGAGGGAGCCAUCAUCCCCAAGAUCCAGGUCAGAGACUACAUUCCCGACCCAUCUCUCACUCAACAGCCAGCCAAUCCGAUCACCUUGCACAUCUACCCAGGGAAGAAGAGGCAAUACAAAAUGUACCUUGACGACGGCAUCUCCAGAGAGAGCGCGCCAGAGGCACCUGUCCCGGGGCUGAAGAUUGGCGACUCGAAAGCGGCGGGCAAGUACUGUGAAGAGACUGACAUCUCCAACCAAAACAACUCCGUCCAGUUUGCGCGCACGGUGACCAUCAGCUCGAAUUGGAACAAGUACGGCGACCUUUCGGACAUCGUAGGCUCCAAGUACACACUGGUCUUCUGGCACGACCCCUCUGCAAAUCUCAGCUCGGUCAAAGUCUCAUCGGCCAACAACAAGGUUGCAAGCGACACCAACAACAAUUAUCGUGCCACUAUCGUCACUCUGCCUGUUGCUGACGCUCACACUGAGCAUGGAGUCACUAUCCAGUUGACCCACGGAACCUUGGGCUAA